UUAAAAUGGGGUCGCUGGACCAGGUUGUCGCUGCAAACGAGCGACGAGCAAUUGCGUGCGGUUACGCCUUUAGCCAUCGUCUUGAAAAGGUCAAUGUUACAGAUUAUACACUUGUUUUUGCCAUCGACUAUCUGACACUGACAAGUGAGUGACAGGUGGUCAUCUGGCGGCUGAGUCUGGCUGGUGACAGGCGAGACAAUAUUGUAUUUUCGCGGGAAUGCUGUUCGAAGUGUCAAACACACAUUUUUAACUAUUUUCAAGCUUUUAGUUUGGUAUUUAAAGCUCUUUUCAUAUUUUCAUCCAUGCGAAGAACUAGUUCUGAUAAAAGUAAGUUUUUUUAUAAAUAUGGAUAUAAUUGAAUCGAUCAAGAAAGACAAGGCGUAUCUGAAAUGUAAAUUAAUAGUCAAAAGUUGGGAAAAAGAUUUCAAAUUAAAGUACCACCGUGCUCCGACGAAAUUUGACAUAAAAGAAGCUCCGGCUAAAAUAAAAUAUGCUUACAAAAAGUACUUUCAACUUAAAAGUGAAGCUCUGGAGAGCUCACUCUCUAUUUGUGAUAUUGAAGAACCCAUGCUCUCGCCGGAACCGGCGCACCAACUGGAACUUCCCCCGUCCGAGUCAACGAGCCCACAGCCAGAGCUUCCAAACUUGCCUUCUGGUCAAGAACUAGAAAAAUUAUUGUCAAACUCAGGACCUCAACAUAAAGUUAAGCCUUUAACACCAUUCUCAGAAAACUUAUCAAAAAAGCUGUUUCAAAAUAGAAAAUUUAGUCUAAGGAAUCCCAGAAAACUCUCUUUACCAAAAUCACAACAAAGCUUUCAAUGCAUAACACAAAAUCAAGAUAGAGAAAUCAAUGAUAUUCAAAACAGUUCACAAGAAAACAAUCUGACUGAAUUAAAUACUGAUUUUCCUAAUACAUUUACUAUCAUUCAAGAACCAGUCACCAGCAAAAACAUUUCAAUGUGUGGUCUUACUCAGUCUAGUUGCUCUUUUGCGACAAAGGAUUAUCCAACAAAACCAAUGGUUAGACAAUUGAACAAUGCAUGGAUUGAUAGAGCUUCUGGCGUCAGUACAGACAAGAGUAAUCAAUUCAAUAAGCAAGAAACAUUUGGAUUAGGAAACAUCAAAGUUGCAGAUCUAAAUGACAAGCAAUGUGACUAUGUUGAAAACAGUGCAUCUGAGGAAGAAGAAACAGUCAUUGACAAAUUAAAACCAGCUCUCAAAAAAAGGAAAAUAAAUAAUAAAACUGUAAGUAUCAGUAAACAUGAACUGAAUAGUGAUGAAGAAAGUAACAAAUCUUCUCAAAAGCAAUCAAGCAUUGAAAAUCGUGAAAAACCUAAUGAAGUUAUUUCCAAAAUCAACACUAGAACUGGUAAAAAGAAUAUUAUUGAGGAAGAUCAACAACCUCCUGAUAUAAGAGAAUUUAUACCUUUUGGGGUAGAAAAAGACAUUCAACCCCGACAUCUAGAAAUCACAAAUGUUCUCAAAAAUGUAAACAGUGUUUUAGGCCAAUGUAAUAAAUCAGAUGAAAGUACAGAAAGUAAAAGGUUAGAAAAUAAAAUUAAUAGUGGAACAUUGAAUGAAAACUUUGUAAAAAUUAAUAUAGAAAAAAAAGUAUUUGUUAGAGGAAAAAAAAGUAUUAACUUCUCAAAGUAUAAAAAACAAUUAUGGAAAACAAAGAAGAGUCUUCAUGGAGGAAUGGAGUUUCCUGAAUCAGGUAAAAUAGCAUGUUUCAAAUGUGGAGAAUCUGGUCAUAUGGCUAGAUACUGUAAAUCACACAAAGGAGAAACAUUAUUACCACUUGAGAGUUAUAAUGAAAAUGAUAUACCAACUUUAGAGGACAUGCAAAAGUAUGCAGCAGACCCAACCUGCAACACUUUAUCAAUAGCUGAACAGUUACAGGAAAGUAUAUUUGAGAGUAGCCAAAUUCCAGAUACCUUUAUGAAGAUGUUAGCUGAUUCACCUAGCGGUGAAGAUGGAGGCAUUGCACCUUUAUAUAAUUAUGAUCAAGAUAUUUCAAUGGAUCUGGAUGAAGCGCUUCAUAAAUUUGGACACAAAUCCUUUAGGUCUGGACAAAAAAUUGCUAUAAAACGCAUUUUGUGUGGAAUGUCAAGUUUACUUAUAUUAUCCACUGGGGGUGGCAAGUCAUUAUGUUACCAACUGCCAGCAUACCUUUAUAGUCAAAAAUAUAAAUGUAUAACUUUGGUAAUUUCUCCUUUAGUUUCAUUGAUGGAAGAUCAAGUUUUAAAUGUACCAGAAUUCUUAAAAGCUGGAUGUUACCAUACCAAUCAAUCACAGACCCAGCGAAGUAAAAUUCUGCAAUGUUUGAAGGAAGGCUUACUUAAUAUUCUUCUGAUAUCACCUGAAGCUUUGAUAGCAGGGGAUUCAUCAAAUGGUUUAUCAGGUUUGUUUAAAUCACUUCCUCCCAUUGCCUUUGCUUGUAUUGAUGAGGCACAUUGUGUGUCACAAUGGAGUCACAAUUUUAGGCCUAGUUAUCUUAUGAUAUGUAGAGUUUUAAGAGAAAAAUUAAAUGUUAAGUGUAUUCUUGGAUUGACUGCAACAGCAAGUCAGUCAACUAUAAAAAGUAUAAUCAGCCAUAUCAAUAUACCUGAUGGUGUAACUGGAGUGAUUAGGAACCCAGCACUUCCUGAUAAUCUCUGCUUAUCAGUGUCAAUGGAAAAAGAUAAAGACAGAGCUCUAGUUUCGUACUUGUUAUCAGAACCAAUCAUUUUAUUUAAUGCUAUCAUUGUGUAUUGUAUAAGAAGAGAUGAAUGUGAGAGAAUAGCAGCCGUAUUAAGAUCAUGCUUACAAGAACCUGGCAAAAUAAAUAUGGAAGCUAAAAACAAUAAAAGAAAAAGAAUGUCAUAUAUAGCAGAAGCAUAUCAUGCUGGCAUGUCUGCUGCUCAGAGAAAAAAAAUACAGAAACAUUUUAUGGAUGGAACACUAAGGAUAAUAGUAGCGACAGUUGCUUUCGGAAUGGGUAUUAACAAAGCAGAUAUUAGAUGUAUAAUACAUUAUAAUAUGCCUAGCAGUUUUGAAUCUUAUGUGCAAGAAGUUGGAAGAGCUGGACGCGAUGGUCAGCUUGCAUAUUGUCACAUUAUAUUAAGUAACAAUGACAAUGACAAAAACGAACUUUUAAAACACAUUCAUGCUAACUCUAUUGAUAGACCUACUAUAAGAAAAUUGCUUUCUAAGGUGUUUAUCCCAUGCGAAUGUAUUAAAGCUCGGAAAGAUUCAUCCAAUGCAUGUUGCAAUGGUCAUGAGGUGGGAAUCCCCAUAGAUUCUACGGUAGAUGAACUAGAUUUACCGUCAGAAAACAUUGCAACUAUGUUAUGUUAUGUAGAACUUCAUCCCAAACAAUAUAUAAAAUUUUUAAACAAUGCUUACAUAAACUGCAAAAUCUCUUCUUACGGAGGGCCAAAAAAAAUUCACGAGGCGGCUAAGUCUUGUAGACCACUAGCUAUGGCAUUGUUAAUAGAAAAUAAGAAGGACCCCAGUAUCAUGAGCAAUAGUGUUUUAGAAUUCAAUGUUAUUGAAGUAGCCGCAGCCAUUGGUUGGGAGAGUGGUGUAACGAAAUACCAAUUAAAGAAUUUAGAGUGGAAUACGGAAACAGGAAUUUCACGAAGAUCACAUUUAAAAGUUGAGUUUAACACACUUGGUUUUAGGAUCAGAGCUAGAGGAGACUUGAGUUCUGCAGAACUUGAUAGCAUUUUAGAUGAAUUACACAAUUCUGUGGUUUCUCAAGAAAAAGCGAGAUUAUUUCAGCUAGAAGAGUGUAAUUUAGCGUUUCGGAGGUUAGGAAAUUAUUCUCUUGAAAGUACAACCUUAUCCAAAGAGGUGCUUCUAAAAUCAUCAAAUGUUUUAAAAGACACUAUAAGAAAUUAUUUUGAAAGAGACAGUUUACCUGCCAACUUAACAUUAGCAGAAAGGCCAUUAGAUGUUGAAAGAGUAAUCCCUGAUGUUCGCGCGUUAAUUUGUACUUAUAAAGAUUGUAAUUUUACUGGUAGGAGUAUAGCAAGAAUAUUCCAAGGAAUUUCAUCUCCAAACUAUCCAGCCAUUGUAUGGGGUAGAUGCAAAUUUUGGAGAUCACAUUUGCAUGAAGAUUUCAAUGGAUUGAUAAAAAUAGCAACACAACAAAUAAUUCAGUUAAAACUUUAGGUAGAUUUUCCAAAUAGGGAGGUAUUAUUCAUUAUCUGUUCUUGUCUAUUUAUAUGCUAGAUAUUUUGUCAUCUUUAAUGUUUGGUAUGGUAACUGCUUAACUAAAUAAUUAAUUUAUGUAUAUUUGUAUGUUAUUAUAGUAAAAAACAAAAACAAUUAUGAAUCUCAAACUCUGUUAUCUGAAGAAUUGUGAUUGACCGCGUAUUCAUAUUUGACAGGAUACUCUUCAAAUGCUUGUAGUCUGAAUUUAAUUUAUUUUGUUAUUUCUUUACUUGUACGAACAUUAAAUGUGAGUAUUUAAUAAACAA
Trichoplusia ni (cabbage looper) is the source of this 4463-nucleotide messenger RNA. RefSeq names its product ATP-dependent DNA helicase Q4 (gene RecQ4). Gene Ontology annotation, molecular function: 3'-5' DNA helicase activity; nucleic acid binding; four-way junction helicase activity. The record is from RefSeq and is a predicted model, not a curated record. Bases 346 to 4155 code for a protein of 1269 amino acids. Gene Ontology annotation, biological process: double-strand break repair via homologous recombination. Gene Ontology annotation, cellular component: cytoplasm; chromosome; nucleus. The transcript has a single exon. NCBI's taxonomy places the organism in Eukaryota, Metazoa, Arthropoda, Insecta, Lepidoptera, Noctuidae.